AUGAGUUCAUUAGACUAUUUGAAAAAAGCUAAGACGGUGGUUGUCACAGAUACUGGAGAGUUUGAAUCAAUUGCCAAAUACAAGCCUCAAGAUGCUACCACCAAUCCAUCUUUGAUUCUGGCUGCAGCGAAAAAGCCCGAGUAUCGGAAACUGAUUGAUCGUAGUAUCGAGUAUACCAUUUCCCACUCUCAAGGCUUGGAUUCAGAUCAGCAGGCUGCAUUUGCUCUUGACAAGCUCUUGGUCGAAUUUGGAUACGAGAUUUUGAACUUGAUUCCAGGGAGAGUUUCAACCGAAGUUGACGCGAGACUUUCGUUCAAUAAAGACGCGACAAUUGCAAAAGCCCUUGAACUGAUCUCACUUUAUGAAGAACGGGGAAUCUCCAAGGAUCGAAUCCUGAUCAAAAUUGCAGCUACCUACGAAGGAAUCCAAGCUGCAAAAGAGCUCGAGGAAAGAUACGGUGUUCAUUGUAAUUUGACUCUUUUGUUCUCGUUCAUACAAGCAGUUGCAUGUGCUGAAGCCAAAGUCACUCUCAUUUCUCCGUUUGUGGGAAGAAUUCUGGAUUGGUAUAAAGCCACCAAGGGAAAAGACUACACCCAGGAGAAUGAUCCGGGCGUUCUAUUCGUUAAGAACGUCUUCAACUACUAUAAGAAGUUUGGCUACAACACCAUAGUGAUGGCUGCAUCAUUCAGAAACGUUGGUGAGAUCGAAGAAUUGGCAGGCUGCGACUAUUUAACAAUCGCCCCAAACCUCCUUGAAAAGCUGCACAACUCAAAAAAGAAAGUUGCCAGAUCGCUCAACUCGGCUCAAAGUAGUAGUCAGUACAGCGGCGACAAAGUCACAAUCAUUGACAACGAACCACUGUUCCGCUUCGAGUUCAAUGAUGAUCAAAUGGCUACCGAAAAACUUUCCGAAGGGAUUCGUAAGUUCUCAAAGGAUACGGAAGAGCUUCUUGCAUUCCUGAAAUCCAGCCUACAGGAGAGAAAAAGAAACUCUAAAUUGUGA
Molecule: messenger RNA, 1002 nt
Organism: Ogataea philodendri
Lineage: Eukaryota; Fungi; Ascomycota; Pichiomycetes; Pichiales; Pichiaceae
Exons: 1
Coding region: 1-1002 (333 amino acids)
Biological process (GO): carbohydrate metabolic process; pentose-phosphate shunt; pentose-phosphate shunt, non-oxidative branch
Cellular component (GO): cytoplasm; intracellular anatomical structure
Molecular function (GO): transaldolase activity
Source: RefSeq, a predicted model, not a curated record